Molecule: messenger RNA, 672 nt
Organism: Scheffersomyces coipomensis
Lineage: Eukaryota; Fungi; Ascomycota; Pichiomycetes; Serinales; Debaryomycetaceae
Gene: VPS20
Product: ESCRT-III subunit protein
Exons: 1
Coding region: 1-672 (223 amino acids)
Biological process (GO): late endosome to vacuole transport via multivesicular body sorting pathway; vesicle budding from membrane
Cellular component (GO): multivesicular body; ESCRT III complex
Source: RefSeq, a predicted model, not a curated record
AUGGGUCAGCAAACUUCAGCACCUCCAAAGAUAACGGCUCAAGAUAAGGCUAUCUUUCAAUUAAAACAACAAAGAGAUAAAUUAAAACAAUAUCAAAAGAAAAUAUCCAUCAUCAUUGAUAAACAAUCGAAUUUAGCCAAAGUUGCCAUUCAACAUAAACAAUUGGAUCGAGCUAAAUUCUAUUUACGAGCUAAAAAACAACAAGAAUCAAUCAUAUCGAAAACUUAUAAUCAAUUGGAUAAUUUAGAAGGAUUGAUUGGAACCAUUGAAUUCAAAUUGAUUGAAAAAGAUGUAUUAUAUGGAUUACAACAAGGUAAUGAUGUUUUAAAGAAAUUAAAUAAUGAAUUAAGUAUAGAUAAAAUUGAUAAAGUUUUAGAUGAUUUACAAGAUGAAAGAGUUAAAGUUGAUGAAAUUAGUGAUGCAUUAGGAAUGGGUUCAGGUUUAACCAAUCAAGAAGAAUUGGAAGUUGAUGAAGAAUUUGAACGGUUGGAAUUAGAAGUUAAUGGUGAUAAAAUCAUACCAGAAACCAAGGUUGAUGAACCUAAAGUUGAAUUACCUCAAGUUCCGGAUAAUAAAAUCAUGCCUGAAGCUCCUACUAAUGAAUUAGAAGCCCCAGAAGAAGAACAAGAAGAACAAGUUACUUCUAAACCUAAUGAACCCAUUGCCAUUUAA